Mesoplodon densirostris (Blainville's beaked whale) is the source of this 5360-nucleotide messenger RNA. RefSeq names its product copine 3 (gene CPNE3). Gene Ontology annotation, biological process: cellular response to calcium ion; ERBB2 signaling pathway. The record is from RefSeq and is a predicted model, not a curated record. The coding region runs from base 135 to 2045 and encodes 636 amino acids. Gene Ontology annotation, molecular function: receptor tyrosine kinase binding; calcium-dependent phospholipid binding. Gene Ontology annotation, cellular component: plasma membrane. Lineage: Eukaryota; Metazoa; Chordata; Mammalia; Artiodactyla; Ziphiidae. The transcript is spliced from 17 exons.
GUGGACUGGGGCAGGGAGAUAGCGCCCUUCGGGCUGCUGGCUUUUGGCCGUCUUGGGUGUCUGUUUGGCUUUGGCUAAAGGAUAGAUCACCAGAACAGACUUGAAAGCGCUGAAGUAGACCCAAGAAUUUACGUAUGCAAGAAUUUAUUUUGGUGCACCAAAUAACUUACUUAAACGCCUUAAGUCAACUUGGAGUUUUCGGUAAGCAAGCGAUCUACGUAGCCCUGAAGCAUCAACCUACAGGAACAGAUCAGUGUCUACGAGCUCUGGGCAGGCAGUGGCCGGGGUGGGCGGAGCCGCCCUCAGCCCUGCCCCGCCCCGCCCCUCAGCCGGAUCCGCCCCAGGUUUCCGUGAAUCCCAGGCGGCCGGGAGGUUCUGCGGUGUGUACCUGUCUAGUCUCUACCUUGGAGCGACUUCUACACCUUAGACGGAGAACUCAAGAGAUGGCUGCCCAGUGUGUCACAAAGGUGGAGCUGAAUAUUUCCUGUGACAAUCUUCUGGAUAAAGAUGUAGGGUCAAAGUCAGACCCUUUAUGUGUGUUAUUUUUGAAUACGAGUGGUCAACAGUGGUAUGAGGUUGAGCGCACAGAAAGGAUUAAGAAUUGCUUGAAUCCCAAAUUUUCCAAGACAUUUAUUAUUGAUUACUACUUUGAAGUGGUUCAGAAAUUGAAAUUUGGGAUUUAUGACAUUGACAACAAAACCAUCGAGCUGAGUGAUGACGACUUCUUAGGAGAAUGUGAAUGUACCCUUGGACAAAUUGUUUCCAGUAAGAAACUAACUCGACCACUGGUGCUUAAAAAUGGCAGACCUGCAGGGAAAGGAAGCAUUACGGUUUCAGCUGAAGAAAUAAAGGAUAACAGAGUUGUCUUGUUUGAAAUGGAAGCAAGAAAACUUGAUAAUAAGGAUCUAUUUGGAAAGUCAGAUCCAUACCUGGAAUUCCACAAGCAGAUGUCUGAUGGAAACUGGCUAAUGGUUCAUCGAACAGAGGUUAUUAAAAACAACUUGAAUCCUGUUUGGAGGCCUUUUAAAAUCUCUCUUAACUCCCUGUGCUAUGGAGAUAUGGAUAAAACUAUUAAGGUAGAGUGUUAUGAUUAUGACAAUGAUGGGUCCCAUGAUCUCAUUGGAACAUUUCAAACCACCAUGACAAAACUGAAAGAAGCCUCCAGAAAUUCACCUGUUGAAUUUGAAUGCAUAAAUGAGAAAAAGAGACAAAAGAAGAAAAGCUACAAGAAUUCAGGUGUUAUCAGUGUGAAACAGUGUGAGAUUACAGUGGAAUGUACAUUCCUUGACUAUAUCAUGGGAGGAUGUCAACUGAAUUUUACUGUGGGAGUGGACUUCACUGGCUCCAAUGGUGAUCCAAGGUCUCCCGACUCCCUUCAUUACAUCAGCCCCAAUGGUGUUAAUGAAUAUUUGACUGCAAUCUGGUCUGUGGGACUGGUCAUUCAAGAUUAUGAUGCUGAUAAGAUGUUUCCAGCUUUUGGUUUUGGAGCUCAGAUCCCACCUCAGUGGCAGGUUUCUCAUGAAUUUCCAAUAAACUUUAAUCCAUCCAGUCCCUACUGUAAUGGAAUUCAAGGCAUUAUAGAGGCAUAUCGGGCCUGCCUUCCUCAGAUAAAACUCUAUGGACCAACUAAUUUUUCUCCAAUCAUAAAUCAUGUGGCCAGGCUUGCUGCUGCAGCCGCACAACAACAGUCAGCUUCUCAAUAUUUUGUGCUCUUAAUCAUUACUGACGGCGUCAUCACAGACCUUGAUGAGACCAGACAAGCUAUCGUUAACGCUGCCAAGCUGCCUAUGUCUAUCAUCAUUGUCGGAGUUGGAGGUGCUGACUUUGGUGCCAUGGAGUUUCUGGAUGGUGAUGGAGGAAGUCUCCGCUCCCCGUCGGGCGAGAUAGCCAUCAGGGAUAUUGUCCAGUUUGUGCCUUUCAGACAGUUCCAGAACGCUCCAAAAGAAACGCUUGCUCAAUGUGUCUUGGCGGAGAUCCCCCAGCAGGUGGUAGGCUACUUCAACACAUACAAGCUCCUUCCUCCCAAGAACCCGGCUACGAAAUGAAAGGAGCUCUGGUCACCUGAGCAGAAAGAAGUCUUUUGUGCUGUGUGGAGCAAUGGAUUUCCCUCUGACCCCAAAUCAUGAAUCUGUCAUUUUACACACUUCUCACGAACCCCAGCAUUUAUGAUGCAAACCUAGUUCUCUAUGGAUUAUGUCUAUUUAAAGCAUUCUUUUAUACUUUUUUUGGAGGAAAGUGCUAACUUAAUCUUUGCUCAGUCAAUUCAGUGAUUGCUAGUGAUUUACAGUAAUUACAGUGAGGCUAUUUGGAUUAGAAACUGGUGUAAGGAAAGCGGAUUUUGUUCUUGUGGUUGUUUACUUUCAUAUGACGAAAAUGCUGUUUUUGAAUGUUUGUAAAUAAGAAAGAGUGGAAAAUUGUUGGAAUGAUGCGAUUUACAGGUUGCUGUGCUUUGCUCUAGGCAAUAUAUGUUUUAUAAGCCAAUGUCCAUGCCUGACAACAAGAGCUUCUUAAAUUAGAUGAUAUUGAAUUUGUUUCUAGAACUAUACUUAGUGCUAUUCCAUGGGAUAAAACUACCUUUACUUGUGCCUGAAUUUUGCUGCAAUUUAGACAUGCACAGUUCAAAAGAGCAUGCAUCCUUAUAGGACUUCAUGAAAAGUACCGAAUGGGAAGGGAAGCACAUAUUCAGUUCUUAAAAUUGUACAAUCAACAAGUAAAAGGAACCUCAUGUAAGUAAGCCAUUUUUAUUUGCCUUCCUAGAUCUUUCAUUUUCAUUAUUGAAUACCGUAAACAUGGUCAGAUUUGACCUUUUCAUUGAUUGUAUGUGACACUCAGGAUUCUAUAUCUGCAUUGAUGAUAGGUAGCCCUAGAUUCAACAUUAUUAGAUUAUUUUAAUUGGAGUUUGUUAAAAUGGUUAGGACUGGUUUAUGCAGGAAAACUAUAAGGACCAAACAUAUAAGGGAAAAUUCAGAAUUCUACUUCCUUUUAAUCAAUGAAAGACUUUACUUAUUAAAAAAGACAAUGUUUAUACUUUCCUUGUUAAGGUCCCAUAUAUUGAUUUGUACAUUUGUGUAGAUUCAUUUAGAUAUUCUCUCUUUUUUUUUCUUUAAGUAACAUUUUUAGUCUGAUUUUUUUAAACUUAUGAUAGUGGUUAUUAAUCAAAAUCAUAUUUUACGUUUUAAUAAUGUGCUAUUUCCUAAAUCCAGAAUGUAUUGUAUUAAGCAUAAAACCUGUUAUAACUUUAAAAAAAGAUCCAAUUGCUGCACAGGAUAGAGUGCUUUUUUUUUUUUAGUAGAAUUUUUUUUCCUGAUUUUUACCCUUUAGAACAUAAUACUUAGCAAACAUUACCUUUUCAGAAUAGAUUCAGUAACGUUUUAUUGAGGAGCUGUGUGCCAAGUACUAUGCAUAUCUGUGUACUGGCCAGUCAUCUUGAACAAUUUAACACUGAGAAUUACGUGUUUAUUAUGGAUCUGUAAAUGGAUGCACCCUAAGCCUAUCAGUAUUACUGAAAACUUGCACCACAGCUCAGAUCUCUUGUUCCCUGAAAUGUCUGAAGCAAGUGAGCUUUCAGCCACGAACAGCUUUUGGCUUCUUAGAAGCUGCUCAUUUCCAAGGUCAGUCUGAGAGGGGAUCUGCUCGCCACAGUGGUUGCCUAGCCCAGGUGAGCAGUUAACAUUUUCCCACUUAGCUAGCUCUCCUCUGGAUAUGUGUUGUUAACCUGAAGGUACCUAACUAGUAGUCUGUUGCUCUAUAGUAUGUCUCAUUAGUUGACAAGUCAUCUUGACAUCAGUUGGGGGAGAAAAAAACUGAUGAUUCUUCCAAUAGUUCGGAGCCUUUGUUGUCUAAGAUGUCCUAACUUCAGUUCUCUUUGUGUGCUUGGAAACAGCAUAUAUAUGUUACAGUGGUUUUCAGAAUUUUUUUUUAAACACUUGAAGCCUUUAAAAGAAACGAUUUACAUAUGUUCUCAAUGUAUGGUAAAACAGAAGUAGAGGUUUUCUGUUUGAAGCUGGGGCAGGGUCCACAGCCCCACUCACUGGGCCUCCUCCUCACUCUCCUGAACCAGAUCCUGGCAGCACCUGAGUCACCUGCACAGGACACCUGGAACUACUGGUCAUGAGCAUUUAUUUUUAUUGGCCAAAUAACAGUACUUCUGUCACCACUGUCAAAUUGAUUUGGUCUUCAUAAUUUUAUAUUCUGAUUUUAACCAGAAUUGUUCCCUUUUGAAAAUUAAUUUUGUAUUAUGCAUUCUUUUUUUUUUUUUUUUUUUGCAAUACGCGGGCCUCUCACUGUUGUGGCCUCUCCCGUUGCGGAGCACAGGCUCCGGACGCACAGGCUCAGCGGCCAUGGCUCACGGGCCCAGCCGCUCUGCGGCAUGUGGAAUCCUCCCAGACUGGGGCACGAACCCGUGUCCCCUGCAUUGGCAGGCGGACUCUCAACCACUGUGCCACCAGGGAAGCCCUGCAUUCUUGAUUUGGUUCAUCAGUAGAUGCUAUUAUUCAUAAGACCUGUGAUUUCAGCAAAUUAGAGUAAUUGAUACCUUUUUGCAGUUUUGAAUAAAAGCAUUUAUAAUUUCUAAAUUAUUUUAUAAAAUUCUUAUAGUUUCAACAUUUUACCUCAUCACAUGCUGAUAUAAUAUUGUUUUAUAUUAAAAUAGUCCUUUUCCCUAUUGUGCCACCAUUCAUUCAAGUGCCAUUAGUUCUUUUUUUUUUGCCGUUAGUUCUUAAAAUGCAUUUAAAGAAAAAAUAACCAAGUUUAUUUUCACACUUCAUAUAAACAGAUAUAUUGCAAACAUAUAUUAGGGUGACAGUGCCCUGGAUAGAUGUAAUAUUUCUCACAUCUGCCUGUACUGAGAAAAUAGCAAUUAGCAUGGUCACGUCACCUUGUGCUUAGAAUUGAAAAUUUUAAGAUCAUAAAAAUUUAAAGUCAGAUCAGGGAUUUACAACUAUCCGUUUUGGUAGUGCCUUAGGCAGCCUUUCCAGAGUAAAUUCAGGGCCGUGUUGCUGCCUCUGCCUUAUUUGACAUACUUUGCCUUUUUCAUUUUGUAAAUUUUCUGGAAAGUCAUCUUCAGUAAAUUUCUCCUAGUUGCUUUAUGUGUGUGAUUGAUAGUCAUGGAAGUGACACAUAAGGUAAGCUAGAAGCUUGGUUGAGAUCUCGAGGGACUAUUUUGUGCUUUUAUGGAUCUCACAGUUGAUAAUAAAUGUAUAAGUUACUAAUAUAUGAAUUGAUGCUAAAUGUAUCUUGCAUCUGAAUUUCCUUUGGAUAAAAUUAUUUCGUGGUGUGAGACAAUAGGGCUUUGUUUUCAUUUUUAUUCUUUCUCUAAAUGUUAUUCAUUGAAAAGUUAGAAAUAAAGUUAGUAUUUUUAA